UUAUGUGUUUAUCUGAAUAGAAAAUGUAAUAUUAUGUACAAAUUGUAUCCUAAUUUAAGCUAGAAGUAGUCAAUGAUAUUAUCAAUGAUGAAUGGGAGGUAAUAAAAGGAAAAAUGAAGAAUUUGUACAACAAAAUUUUCUUCUUUGUUUCCUUUCUCUCAUAUCGCUGGUGUUAUAGUAUUUCUGCUUCUGAACAACAGUUUCAAAAAUAUGGUAUGGAUGAUAGUAAUGUAUGUUUGAAAGACACUAAAACUUUAUUUUGGAUAAAUGAUGGAACUAGUGUAAUUGUGAUUGGUAAAGUUACUCCGCCACUUAGUGCCAAUGCAGCACCCGUCUGUAAACUAAUUUUUGGUUCCAAGUCAGAUAAAGGGAUGAAUACAUUACAUGUGAAUUUUGAGAGUUUCUAUAUCAACGAUUGUGCAAUUAGUUUACAUUUACAUCAGUCACCAUCAAGUGUCUUUGAUGCAGAUGUUGAAAAAAUAUUAAGUUUAUCUUGUGAAAUGCCAAAACCUGAUGCAUUUUAUACAAAAGAAGGUAACUUAUUGAUGUUAACUUUAGAUAGAGAAGAUCAGUAUAUGAGAGAAUAUAAUUUUAGAAUAAAUAUCACAUUAUCAGUUGGUCCUCCCAAAACGGGACCAUCAACAGCAGUGUUGAUUAUUGUUGCUGUUGCCUUAUUGUCAGCGAUAGUAAUUAUAGCUUUUGUAAUAAUGAAAUAUUUAAAAUUAAAACGUGAAGUGUGGAGAGAGAGACGAGCAGAACGUGCAAUAGUACAGGCUAUACAUGUUUAUAAUUCACAAGAAUUACAUCAUAGAGACACUCAUUAUACAUCAGUUCCUUCCAAUAGACACUGUCCAACACAUGAACGAUUACAAUAUGGUUCCAAUCAGCAUAAUGGAAGUCAUAAUGGAAAUUUGAUACGUGGAGACAGUGGUAAUUUAUAUAAUAUAGACUAUAGUGAUUCAGAUAUACAACAACCAUUAUGUGAACUAGAUGAAAAUAUUUUAAAUGAAAGUAAUCGUCAAGAAAGUGACUCCCAAUCCUUACCGCCUUCUUAUGAAGAAGCUUUGGAUAUGCCAAAACCGUCUUUGCCUGAAUCACCUAUUUAUGCAAAUACGUAACACAGCCCAUCUUUUGUUCACAGAUUAAUCUGAAUGUUUUUCCUGUAACAGUAAUCAUGAUGGCUGAAUAUUCAGUUCGGGUAAGGCCGUCGGGCAUGCUGAUAUCCUAAGGCUAUAUGAAUGAAGAAAGAAUUUUUCUUACUUGUUUCAUACAAACUUACGAUAACUCUUUAGGACAACCUGCCCAACAAUUAUUUGAAGUUUAAAUAUUUUGAAAAAAUACCAAGGUUAUUACAGAAGUAUUAUUGUGAAAUUAUAUACUUGUUUUUCUGAUAUGCCACUCAUAAAUAUGUCCCUGUGUAAGCUCAAUUACAUUUUCAUAUGGUUUUUAUAUGCCCACAUGGAAAUGUGUUUGUAUAUUGCUGUAGCCCCUUCGGUCCGUAGUCCACAAUUUCUUGUGAACACACUACAGACUACAUUUAUCAUCUGAUUGUUUUGAAAUUGAUAUAUGUAGUUUACAUUAGUGAGAUGAAGAAUCCUAUAUAACUUCAAUAAUUUACAUUAAUUUAUUCUGGAGUUAUGGCCCUUGUUUCACUUUAAUCACACCUUACAAAUGCUCUAACAUCAAAAUUAUCAUCCGAUCUGUAUGAAAUUUAUAUACAUCCUUUAAAUUAGUGAAACCAAGAAGCCUAUAAAGUUAUGACCCUUGUUUCACUUUGUCAAACACUGUGAAUGAUCUAAGGACAAAAGUUAUCAUCCAUUCUCAAUUAAAUAUAUAUAUAUGCUUUAUUUAAAUUAGUGAAACAAAGAAGCUUAUUGAAUUUCAGGAAUUUUCCAUAAUUAUGUCUAGAGUUAUGGCCCUUGUUUCACUUUGUUGAACCUUGUGAAUGCUUUAACAAUAAAAGUUAUUAUCCGAUCUGUAUGAAAUUUAUAUGCAUUAUUUAAGUAUGAAACAAAGAAGUCUCUUGAAUUUCAGCAAUUUCAGCAAUUGCUUCUAAAGUUAUGACCCUUGUUUCACUUUGUUGAACCUUGUGAAUGUUCUAACAACACAAGUUAUCAACCGAUCUGUAUGAAAUUUAUAUGCAUCAUUUGAGUUAUUGAAAUGAAGACGUCUAUUGAAUUUCAGCAAUUUCUGUCAAUUCCUUAAAAAGUUAUGGCCCUUGUUUUGCAUUAUUUGAAUUAGUAAAACAAAAAAGCUAUCAAAUUUCAACAAUUUUUGUGUAUUACUUUCAGAGUUGAGGCCCUUUUCAGUUUGUAGCACCUUGUGAACCCUCAAAGGACAAAAAUUAUAAUCUGAUCUGUAUGAAAUUGACUUCUAAAUGGCCCCCAUUACCUACAGAAGAUUAUACGACAACCCUUGUUGACCACUCAGAUGAUUAAGCUGCUGUGGGUGUAUGUUUCAGUGCCUGGUAACCUUUUUGUAAAACCACAUGUAAAUAGGAUGAAGGGCAAGAGAUUAUAUUAAAUAAUAUUAAAUUAUGAAAAAAACUUUGAAUAUCAAAAGAUAGGUUGCCAGGCAACGAAACAUACCCCCCACCCUAUUAGGUUAUCUGAGCAGUCCACAAAAGUCUUCGCAUUGUGAAUCUCUAAGUAUAUAAAUGGCAAAAUCUUUAUCAUCGAUGGGAAUAACUCUAGUAAUUAUUAAAAAUGUGAUGGGCUUUUGGAUUUCACUAAUGUAAAUAAUGAGGUAAAUUUGAAUAACUCUGGGGGUUAUCAGAAAUCACUGAAAUUAAUGUAUAAACAGUAGGAUGAUAAUGUAGUCAGUGGAUGAACGACAAUUUACAACUCCAUUUCAAUGUGAAAUCCAGUUUAAUGCAAGAAUCUUUGUCACAGCCUUUUCAAUUAUCUGAUAUAAAGAUAGGACUUUAGUAGGUGGACUCAUAACAGAAUAAUCCUUGAAAUCAUUGAGAUCUUACAGCAUUUGAAAAAAAAAAGUGAAUAAAAAGAGUGAUAAUUGUAUUUGAGCAAGCAGAAUUGAUAGUCAGCAUGAACUAGUAAGUUAUUGAAAUGGAAUACUAGAAUGUGUGUAUUACACAUGGAGAUAGUUAUUAAUGUUACG
Molecule: messenger RNA, 3117 nt
Organism: Patella vulgata (common limpet)
Lineage: Eukaryota; Metazoa; Mollusca; Gastropoda; Patellidae
Exons: 6
Coding region: 114-1118 (334 amino acids)
Source: RefSeq, a predicted model, not a curated record